GAAAGAGGCAAGAAAAGACAACACAGACAAAAAAGACCACAAACUCAAAUAAAAUAUUUCACACAAAAACACCAUCACAUUGGGAUUUUAAUAUUUUCCCAUUAUAUUAUCAUCAAAAACUUUGUCCCUGAAUUCUUGCGAGAAACAGUGAAAAAACUCAUGAAACUUUAAGACUUUUCAUCUUUCACACCUUCAAUCAUUUUAUGGAUCCCAAAAACUCAAAACAACAACUUACAAACACCAACAACAACAUGGGAGAUGAUAACAACAAACAACAAUCUUCCGAAUCAAAGAAUACCCAGAUUGUGUCAUCUGAAACAAAACAAGACGAAACAAAGAAACAGCUAGCACCAAAAAGAACAUCAAACAAAGACAGACACACAAAGGUUGAAGGAAGAGGAAGAAGAAUAAGGAUGCCAGCUCUAUGCGCUGCAAGAAUCUUUCAAUUAACGAAAGAGUUAGGUCAUAAGUCAGAUGGUGAAACAAUUCAAUGGCUUCUUCAGCAAUCUGAACCGUCCAUCAUAGCUGCAACAGGAACAGGGACAAUACCUGCUUCAGCUUUGGCUUCAUCUGGCAACACUUUGACAUCACAAGGUUCAUCUUUGUCUUCUGGUUUACAGUUGCAUCAGAAAAUUGAUGAAAGAACCAGCUGGGCCACCCAUCAGGCCCAUCAGGUUAGUUCAUCAAGUUUAUGGCCCCAUGGAUUUGGAUUUCAUCAAUCUUCAUCUGGUUUAGCAACUGCUACCGCUAGUGAAAAUAGUUCAAGUUAUUUUCAGAAAAUUGGGUUUUCUGGAUUUGAUAUGCCAGGGGCUAAUUUGGGUGGGAUGAGUUUUACAUCAAUUUUGGGUGGGAAUCAACAGAUGCCACCUGGUUUGGAAUUAGGUUUGUCACAAGAUGGACAUAUUGGUGUGUUGAAUAACCAGGCUUUGAGUCAGAUUUAUCAGCAGUUUGGUCAAAAUCAUCAAACUAGGGUGCAUCAGCAAAAUCAGAACCAGAAUCAGAAUAUUACUAAGGAUGAUUCUCAAAGUUCAGAACAGUAGAGAGAUUUUUCAUGGUUUGUGCAGAGUUUGAGGUUUAUAUAAAAAAAUGUUUUUUUUGUUGUUGUUAUUAUUAUUGUAUAUUUGGUAGAGUUUGAGGAAACAGAGAAACUCAAUAGAAAAUGGAUUUGGUUUGCUUUGGUUUGCUCCACUGUACUCAAGUCUACAGAUAUAAGGUGGAAUGGGAUGGCCAGAGAGAUAGGUUUGUGGAUUUGGUUUGGCCAGAGGUGUGUUGUUGAUUAUUUUUGUUGUUGUUAUGUAUAAAUUAGAAUGGAGUGAUGAUGAGUUUGUUUGUGAAAAAUGAUGAUAUAGUUUCAUAUUCAUAUAUUUGUCAAAGUUCUUAUUUGAUC
Messenger RNA from Lathyrus oleraceus (garden pea), 1387 nucleotides. RefSeq names its product transcription factor TCP20. Bases 204 to 1040 code for a protein of 278 amino acids. The transcript has 2 exons. Gene Ontology annotation, molecular function: DNA-binding transcription factor activity; sequence-specific DNA binding. NCBI's taxonomy places the organism in Eukaryota, Viridiplantae, Streptophyta, Magnoliopsida, Fabales, Fabaceae. The record is from RefSeq and is a predicted model, not a curated record. Gene Ontology annotation, cellular component: nucleus.